Molecule: messenger RNA, 3618 nt
Organism: Polistes dominula (European paper wasp)
Lineage: Eukaryota; Metazoa; Arthropoda; Insecta; Hymenoptera; Vespidae
Product: neprilysin-1
Biological process (GO): protein processing
Cellular component (GO): plasma membrane
Molecular function (GO): metalloendopeptidase activity
Source: RefSeq, a predicted model, not a curated record
ACACAUAUUUGAUAUAAUAAUUUUGUUGAUUCUUUUAAUUAUUAUUAUUAUUGUUAUUAUUAUUAUUUGAACGUAAGGGGUGAGUCAGUUAACGGAUAAUAGGAUGAAGUCGGAAAGCAAUAACGGAUACAUCAGGGCUAAUGUCAUCCCAGAACAAAAUGAAAAUACCUCUCCUUCGGGACAAGACGUUCCUUUAACUGGAAGUCCACUUCAGGUGACCUAUGGACCAACAGGAAGCACAACAGUGACCAGCAUUCUUCAUCCAACGAAUACGAGAAGUCAAGUACCUGGAAUAACACGUGCCACUUCUGUAACAAGAAGACGAAGAGGUGCAUCUGCAAGGCAGCAAAUGUUAGGCAUUUUUGCUGUAAUAUUGCUCGCCAUUUCUAUAUUAAUUCUUCUUAUCUUGGUAUUAAAUACAACGCGGGAAUGCGUCCAAGAACCACGUCCAAACGUGUGCAUGUCCGAAGAAUGCGUGAGAACCGCUGCAAGUUUGCUAUCAGCCAUGGACAGAACUGUAUCACCUUGCGAUAACUUUUUUCUAUACGCAUGCGGUACUUGGAAUCGUUUGCAUGUAAUACCAGAAGACAGAAGUUCUAUUAGUACAUUUGAAGUACUCGCUGAUCAAUUGCAAGUUAUUUUGAAACGAGUUCUUGAAGAAUCACCGAACGAGAACGACAAUAAUGCAACCCUCAAGGCCAAAAUGUUCUACAAAUCGUGCAUGGACAUCCCACGCAUCCGAGAUAUCGGUGACAAACCUUUAAAAAAAGUAUUGGCAUCACUUGGUGGUUGGCCUGCGGUGAUUGGAAACUCUUGGAAACCACCACCUUAUUCAAUCGAAGUUCUAUUAGGUCGUCUUCGUGGUGAAUACAAUGAAGGUAUCCUCAUGGAACAAUGGGUUGGCCCAGACGACAAGAAUUCCUCAACCAACAUCCUGCAGUUGGACCAGAUGCAGUUUGCGUUACCUAGUAGGGAUUAUUAUUUGAAGAAGAACAGCGAGGCGGAGUUGAAAGCUUAUCAUCGUUACAUGACAAAUGUCGCAGUGUUGCUAGGUGCAAAUCCCGAUACGGCUGCAUACGAGUUCAAUCGCGUGAUCGCCCUUGAAAAAAAACUUGCUAAUGCCUCGUUGCCCGAGGCUGACAGGCACGACACCUCUCUGAUCUACAGAAAGUUAACGUUGCGGGAACUACAAGAAGAAGUGCCGCAACUUCAAUGGAAAGUUUAUCUUCAAGAAUUCGUAAGUGCUCCAAUUACCGAGGACGAGCCUGUAGUAGCAUACGCGAUGCCCUACUUCCUUCAAAUGGGUCGCAUUGUUCAGAAAACUGAUCGCAGAACGUUGCACAAUUAUAUAAUAUGGCGAUUUGUAAUGUCGAUCAUGCCGCAUAUGAUAGACGAAUAUCAGCAAAAGAGAACCGAGUUUCGCAAGAUACUAUCAGGUAUACUAAGUGAAAGAAACAGGUGGUCCGAAUGCGUCGAAUGGACCAAUAGGAAUCUUGGUAUGGCAGUGGGUGCUCUUUUCAUACGUGAUAACUUCAAUCACGAGAGCAAGGAAACGGCUUUGGAAAUGAUACGAACGAUACGUGAAGCUUUCAAUGAAUUGCUUGCUGAAAAUCAAUGGAUGGAUGAUGAAACCAGAACCGUUGCUAAAGGUAAAGCUGAUUCAAUGAAUGAGAGAAUCGGUUAUCCUGAGUUUCUGAAGGAUCCCGUCAAACUUUCAAUGCAAUAUUUGACGUUGAACAUAACGGAGGACCGUUUUUUGGAAAAUGUUUUGGCAGUGCACAAGUACGAAGCUUAUCACAAUCUCCAAGAAUUACGUCAACCAGUCGACAAGGACAAAUGGUCUACGGAACCGGCCGUCUUAAAUGCCUUUUAUAAUCCCAAUAAAAAUGACAUCGUAUUUCCAGCAGGAAUUCUACAACCCCUGUUCUAUUCUCAACACUUUCCUAAAUCAUUGAAUUACGGGGGAAUCGGUGUGGUGAUUGGUCAUGAGAUAACUCACGGUUUCGAUGACAAAGGACGACAAUUUGACAAAGAUGGUAACAUGAUGCAAUGGUGGAAUAAUGCAACUAUUAAAGCAUUUCGAGAGAGAACGCAGUGUAUCGUUGAUCAGUAUUCCGGAUAUAAAUUAGAAGAAGUUGAUCUUUAUAUAAACGGUCGUAUGACGCAAGGUGAAAAUAUUGCUGAUAAUGGUGGACUAAAACAAUCGUUUCGUGCUUACAAAAAAUGGGUCUCGAUACACGGACAGGAACCAUUAUUACCUGGCGUGAAUUUAACUCACGAUCAACUGUUUUUCCUAAAUUAUGCUCAAAUUUGGUGUGGUUCGAUGAGACGGGAAGAUGCUUUAACCAAAAUACGUAGUAGCGUGCAUUCACCUGGUCCUGUUAGAGUGUUAGGUCCGCUUUCUAAUAGUGAGGAUUUUGCAAAGGCCUACAAUUGUCAACCAGGCUCACGGAUGAAUCCAAUCCGUAAAUGUAGCGUCUGGUAAAUAAGUUGACUACAAAUUAUUCAAAAUAAAAAGAAUGUGGGAGAGAAUUUUUCUUUUUUUUUUUCAAAAAAUAUAAUCCAUUUUCAAAUAAAUCUAUUAUAAUAUAGAAAAUGAAUAGUUCAUGAUGAUAUAGAUGAACGAGGUUCUGCAUGAUGUCAUUGUAGUAAAUCCAAUAUGGAGUCCAUGUUUCGUGGUAGCCAUUUUUUCAGGCGCCAUUUAAGAUGCAUAUCGAACUUUAUUUACAAUUUUAUCUUCGAAAAAAUGCAGUAAUAUAGACGAAGAUGAUGAUAGUCAUAUGAAAGAGAGGGGAAUGGUAAUAUAUAUAUAUGAGUCUAAGAGACCUAAACGGAGUUGUUCAAGUAUCGUUCAAGUGGUAUAUCAUCAUCAACGAGAUAUCGAGCUUUAAUAACGAUCAAUAAAUAUCAAACGGCCACGGUUAUUUGGACAGCUCCUCUAUAGGGGAGAAGAAAUAAAGCGUAUGUAUAUAUUCAAUGUAUACGUCUGUAUGUGUGGAUGCACGAAUGUGUGUAUGUAUGUAUGUAUAUCUGCAAAAGGAUCUAAACUGACGAUAAACGUUUUUCGCGUGAGCAAAUACACAUAUGGAAGUAUAAAAAAAAAAAAUAAAGUACAUAGUUACUAUUAGAAAAUUUCACGAUGAAGUACUCAAGAAUUUUGAAUUGCAAACAUUUCCCAUAAGAAUGGGAAUUAAAAUAAUUAUUCAUUUUAUAUAUGUUAAAUAUUUGUAAUGGAAAUCCAUUUUAGAUAGAUUCAUGGAAUAGCACGUACAUAAUAUAUAAAUUAAUUAAUUAAUAAUUAAUAGUAAUAAUAAUUAUUAUUAUAAUAAUAAUAACAUUAAAAAUAAUAAAUCCCCUGCGGAUUUUGGGAGAAGACCGCAGUACCCCCUACUUGUCGUAAGAGGCGACUAAAAGGGAAACCAUUAACGAAGAUUGAUUUCCUUCACUCUUAAUAAUAAUAAUAAUAAUAAUAAUAAUAAUAAUAAUAAUAAUAAUAAUAAUAAUAAUAAUAAUAAUUGUUAAAUUGCCUGAAUCUGUCGGUUUGCGUUAUUAGUGAAUGAACAACAACAGCAGUAACAUCAGUAACAAUAAUAACGACACGAUAACAGUAAAACAUUA